Blepharisma stoltei is the source of this 900-nucleotide messenger RNA. The record is from the annotation of a GenBank genome assembly. Lineage: Eukaryota; Ciliophora; Heterotrichea; Heterotrichida; Blepharismidae.
AUGAAUAAAAUAAGCAGAGCAUUUUCAAGCCACUAUCCAUAUCAUAUAAUUACAAAAUCCGAAGCCCAAAAAUUACUUGAUUUUCCUUUGCAAUUUUAUUCUGAAAAAUACCCAAAAGAAAGCAAAGAGACUAGAAAGAGUUACAAUCAUCACUGAAAAAAAGAACUAGAAGGUAUAGCCUACAGCUGUGGAAUGUUUUUAUCGCUUUUAGCAAAAGAGAAUUUAAAAGAGCUAGAAGACCUUCUUGAGUGAAACAUGUUUAAAACUCUUGAAAAAUCGAUUAAAAUUUAUAAAGAUUCAGGAUAUACAAUAUCCUCAAUUGGUAGCGCAGAAAAUCCGAAGGUCGAAGUCCUUGACGUCAAUACGUACGAAGGCUGUUUACUUCCCUAUAGAAAUCUUAACCUAGAAAGCAGCAAAUAUAAGACUCAGUCCUAUUUGGAUAAAGAGCCAUAUCCUUCAUACCACAGAUACAAACUUAAAACGGAAGAUAGUAUCACCGAUAUCAUCCCUGAGUUUUAUGAGUUUGAAUCUUUAAACUUGAAAGAGAUAUGUACUUCUGGUAAUGCAGAAAUAUAUAAAGAACAGAUAGACGAGUUAAGAUGAUAUCUGGAUAAGUGCCAUAUAAAGAUAUGGGUUAUUGAUAUUGGAUAUAUCAGCACUUUUAAGCUUCUUGUGAAAAAUAAAGAAGGGGAUAUAGUAGAAGGCACAAAUGAUGAAAAUAAGCUAGAGUUUCAUUCAUUUAGAAUGGAGAUGUCAGUAUAUGAAGAAGGCCUUGUUAAUUGUAUGUUCGAUCCCCAAGGCAGACUAAAAAGAUUUCUUAAAGCCAAUCAAGGGUUGUUAGAUCAAUACACUAUAAGUGAUGUUGAUGGCUUUAUGAAUGGAAACCCAUUCACUACUUAA